This is a messenger RNA of Pomacea canaliculata, 1744 nucleotides long. Its product is annotated as cholesterol 7-alpha-monooxygenase-like. The coding region runs from base 1 to 1458 and encodes 485 amino acids. The transcript has 4 exons. Gene Ontology annotation, biological process: bile acid biosynthetic process; cholesterol homeostasis. The record is from RefSeq and is a predicted model, not a curated record. Gene Ontology annotation, molecular function: heme binding; oxidoreductase activity, acting on paired donors, with incorporation or reduction of molecular oxygen; steroid hydroxylase activity. NCBI's taxonomy places the organism in Eukaryota, Metazoa, Mollusca, Gastropoda, Architaenioglossa, Ampullariidae.
AUGUCCAUUAACUCGCGGAAAAGCGAGCCUCCCUACGUACCCGGACAUUUUCUGUGGGGUAACAGCGCACAGUUCUCAAAACAUCUUGUGCGCUUCCUGCAGACAUCUCAGAAACAGCUGGGCGACAUCUUCACCAUCCGUCUUCUUUACCACUACUUCACCGUCAUCAUGGACCCGAACUGCUACGAAAUGUUCGUUAAGGAGAAGAAUUUUGAUUUCUCUUUAGUUACGAAGCAAGUAAUUUCCAAUGUCUUCGGCCUUGAGGUGAAAUCUCGCCGCAAGUUGUUCAGUGAAACCGCCAAGCGCUUAAAAGGCGUGUACUUGAACACUACGAUGGACAACUUUGCGAAACACGUGCAGAACUCCUUCACAGAUUUGACGAAGACCUCAGCCAUGACCAACUCGGACUGCAAUGCCAACAUCAACACCGACGGGAACACCAGCGUCGACUGGAGAAGAGAAACGCUUUUCACGCUGAUGUCGAGGACCGUCUUCGCCUCCUUGUUCUACACCAUGUUCGGGUGCAGCGUGGACCCCUCAGGUGAGAAUACAACAAAGAACUUCUGCCCGAAGGUUUUUCACGACAAUUUUGACAUCUUUCACAAGUACUUCACCUACCUGUGGAUUGGCUUGCCGCUGAAACUCUUUCCCAAAGCCGCCGAGGCGUUCGCGGUCCUGUUACAGCAGCCGACAUCCCACAACAUGUUGCAGCGUGACGGAGUGUCCGAGCAAGUCAAGGUCUCCAUCAAUCACUUUCACCAACACGGUCACAGUGAGCAAGACAUUGCAGUUUAUAACCUCAUCUUGGUUCACGUCAACUACAAUAUUUUCCGUGUGACCUUCUGGUGCGUGUACAAACUGGCGGAGGACCCUCGCGUUCUCAAGGACCUCGAGAGGGAGCUUCACGAAGCCAUCGAAAUGAAACGCGCAGACGGAGAGGAAAGUGUGGCCUUCACCUUGGCAGAGAUCGAUGAAUUCCCUCUUCUUGAUUCCUUCUUGAAGGAGACCUUGAGGAUGUAUAGCUCCGCCUUAGUGGUUCGGUACAUCACUGAAGAUACAGAGUUCGAGAUGCCCAGCGGACACAAGUACACAGUGCGCAAGGGGGACCGUGUAGCCAUAAGUGCAGCAGCAGUUCACAUGGACCCUGAAAUCUUCCAAGAUCCAGAGGUUUUCAAGCACAAACGUUUUGUCAACACAACUUUCUACAAGUACGGCAAGGAGGUGAAGAAACUUAUCUUGUCCUUUGGCUCAGCCUGUGUAGGCCAGCGUUUCGCCCUCAUGCAGGUGAAGUGGUUCGUGGUCAGCCUCAUCAACUCCUUCUCGCUCCACCUCCCCGAGGGUCAGAAGACGGAGCCUAAUACGGAGAGCUACGGCGUCGAGAUCCUGCCACCAGUCAACGACGUGCAGGUUGACUUCCGACCAAAAGAGGGCGCUCCAGUCCUAGUGUACAGCGAAUGAGUUUGUGGACAGGAGCGCAUCCACCUCAUUCAAAGAAGGCGUCAGGGUUCUGGCUUUGCUGCCUCUCACUACGGUGCAUGAAUCUACGAGUUCGAAGCAAGGUGUUUUUGCGGUUUUAACUUUUUUUCCGUUUCUUACUCUUUCAUCUCAGUAGUAGAUUAAUAUUUUGAUUCAUGAGAGGGAUGAGCUCUUUUUGUCUUUAUUUUUUCAGUAUGUGAGAUCUGACAUUUAGUCAAUACAGAGGUAGCGUUUGCUGAAAAGCAAAGGUAUAUUUCAACAUUUCAAG